Molecule: messenger RNA, 1417 nt
Organism: Thunnus maccoyii (southern bluefin tuna)
Lineage: Eukaryota; Metazoa; Chordata; Actinopteri; Scombriformes; Scombridae
Gene: elp5
Product: elongator acetyltransferase complex subunit 5
Exons: 8
Coding region: 278-1168 (296 amino acids)
Biological process (GO): tRNA wobble uridine modification
Cellular component (GO): cytosol; nucleus; elongator holoenzyme complex
Molecular function (GO): tRNA binding
Source: RefSeq, a predicted model, not a curated record
UAAGUGAACCCUGGGAUAUGAAGUCUUCGACUCGAUACAACCUAGACUUGACAUGCUACAUCGUGAAACAUGUUGAGUUUGAAUAAGGCAAAAAAGCUUUCUUUCUCGUAGCAAUAUUACUUCUUUUUCGCCAUUGUCGCUCUUGAGAGAUGUCAGGCUUUCUGCCGUUAUGAGUUCUCCGAUGUUUAUCAAGAUAUUCACGUUUAAAUAGGUGGUGAAUCAGAAGCAGGCUAAGUAGCUGAAGCUAUCUGGACUCUAUACAGUUGACUGCUAUAUCAUGUUGCCUGAAUUAUUGCAAGGAACUGAUGGCGGAGGGUUUCUUAUAAUACAAGAUUCUAUUAAUUAUUCUGGUCGACACCUCCUGAGGAGUUUCAUCAGUGCUGCACUGAACAGGGAGGAAGCUGUCCAUGUACUUGGCUUUGAGGUCAGUGAGGAAGAACUCAAAGAUGGAUUGAAAGGAUCAGCUACUCAAAGGCUACACUUUCACGAUGCUUACACCGACCCCCUCGGCUGGACUGAUCACCCUGCUUUCACAGUUCACCAGUUCUGUUUGGAGCAACUUACGCACCUCAUCAAGCAAACAUCACAACACAAACCAGCUACUUUAGUGAUCGACUCUCUUUCGUGGAUUCUGAGACAUCGCAGCUCUCCCGAUGUCUGUAAGACUCUCCUGCAACUUAAAAAAGGGGGAGCUGUUAGAGCUAUCAUCGGUCUGCUGCAUACAGAUAUGCAUCAGUGGGGUACUGUGGGAAGCGUAUGCCACUUGGCUACUUCAGUCAUCACUGUGGCACCAGGAAUGAAGGGAGAUGAAGCAGUGGCAAAGACUACAAAACGCUCAAAAUCGGGGAAAGUUAUGCAAGAAGAGGCAAUUUUCUGUAUCAAAGAAGAUCUUACAGUCGUAGUACAGAGUAAGCCCAGCCAUCUUGGAUCCAAACAGACUGACCCUGAGGAACAGGAGACGGACCCAACAGCCAACUUAACGUUCAACCUUCGCUUAUCGGACACAGAGCGCGAGGCCAAGGAAAAACUUGCACUUCCCUUUGUCUUCAGUAAAGAGAAGAAAACAGCUCUGCUUCACUCAGGCCCGGGUUCAGGACGAAUUCUGUACGAGCCUGAUGCCAACGACGACUAUGACCAGGAGGAUCCUGAUGAUGAUCUUGACGUGUAGGCCUAGGGCACAAAAAAUAUACAUUUCGUGUCCUCUUUGCCAUUCAAGUUGAGCAGAACGACCGCCUUAACAUCGUCUUAAAAAGCUUUGAAGAUAUAAAAUGAUGCCUAAUAUUUCUGUUGGAAAUCUGUAUUCUGUUUAUAAAAUGAUUUUAUCCAAGAACUUUAACUAAUAAUAUUGAUCACAUUAGUUGUUUUUUUUUAGUGUUGUUUUUUUCUCACUGAAUAAAAUUGUGCUGGUAUCACUUGA